Protopolystoma xenopodis is the source of this 927-nucleotide messenger RNA. Lineage: Eukaryota; Metazoa; Platyhelminthes; Monogenea; Polystomatidea; Polystomatidae. The record is from the annotation of a GenBank genome assembly.
GAUUGUUCUGCAGUCUCCUCCGCAACUUUGACUGGAGUUGAGACCACUGGAACUAGGCAUCGAAAGGGUACAGGAAAGUCUCUCACCUCGAAUGCAGCAUCCACUCUCAGUCACUUAUUUGGUGGUGGUUCAGUUGGUGGAAGCAACGGGGGAGGCGGUGACGUAAAUGAAAGGAGUCGAAGUCGCGUAGCUGGUGGCCGAAGUUCGGUAUGCAGUAAGACCAGAAAAAGUGUUUGCCAUUCGGUCUGGGCCGGUCUGCGUAACAUUCGUCGGUCACUUGCUAGUGGUGGAGUUGUAUCUGCAGGCGCCGUAACUGGGCCACCGUUUCUAGGACCUGCUAUGCGUGCUUCUUCUGUCGGUUUACCUAGCGUCCGUGCUGAUACUGUCUCUCUUGUUGGCGAAGGUGUAGCCUGUGGAGGCAGUAGGUUUAUUGGGAGAAAGUUGAAAUCAUAUCAACCAUGCAUAUCAACCACCCUCCCGCAGCCUGGUGUCGAAACAUUGACUACUCGAAAUGAUGGUCGUAUAAUAGUUGGUUCUCCUGGUGCCUUUGAUACCUCCUUUGAAUUAAAUCAUCUUCGCACAUGUUACAAACGUUCAUGUCCUGGCAUAAACAGUUCUGCAGCUCCGCUCGCUGAAGCUGAUGUAGAACUCGAGACAUCUGGUCUCACAUUUUUCCCCCCUGCCCCUUGUCGAGUGCGUGGCUUUCCGUUUGGUAGCUUGUCCACCCAAACAAGUCCAUCUGGUGGUUUAGGUGCGGCCACAGCCACUCGAAGCAGCGUUCAUUUAUCAGGAACCUCAAAUGCUUCUCUUGCUUCUGCCUGUCUCAUCUCUAGUGCCUCAAGUUCGUGCCUUGAGCACAGAACGACGUCUUCAGCAAGUGUGGCAGCAGCCAUUGCAAUUGAGGUGAUUCUUUGUUUUCAAGUGUAA